Macadamia integrifolia is the source of this 2238-nucleotide messenger RNA. RefSeq names its product polyamine oxidase 2-like. The coding region runs from base 433 to 1893 and encodes 486 amino acids. The transcript has 10 exons. The record is from RefSeq and is a predicted model, not a curated record. NCBI's taxonomy places the organism in Eukaryota, Viridiplantae, Streptophyta, Magnoliopsida, Proteales, Proteaceae. Gene Ontology annotation, biological process: polyamine catabolic process. Gene Ontology annotation, molecular function: polyamine oxidase activity. Gene Ontology annotation, cellular component: peroxisome.
AAUGAAGAGAUAUCAUCAGAGACAGAUCAUUUUGACGGGAUUUUCCUUUAGGCCCUUCUUCUUUCUUCCUCUUCCGAUCUACUUUGAAACCAUUUGAUUCUUCCUAUAAAACCUAAAAAUCUUGAGCUGUGACCAUUGAUUUCAUGGGAAAGUUCGGAUUUUUCCGGUAGAAUUUACUGAUUUGAGGCCUAAUUCGCCGAAUUUCCGGCGAGAUUUAACUAAACAACGAGAUCGGUGCUUCCGUUGUUGUUGUGUUUAUACGCAUGAGCUGUUUCGUUAAUCUGGGGAUUUCCUCGAAUUCAAAUCACUUCAUCACUUGUCUUCUGAUUUUUGUUCUUCAUUAUUCACCUCAAUUACGUCCUGCUUUGUUUAAAUUUGAGAAACCGUUGAAGUCUAGAUUAAAUAAUCUUAAUCGUCAACAAUCGUCUCAGUAUGGAGUCACGAGAUCAGAAUAAUCGUCAAUUGAAGAGAGCUUCUUGCUACUCGAAUGCUGGGACAUCCCGCUCGCCCUCCGUCAUUGUUAUAGGAGGUGGAUUUGCUGGUAUUGCAGCUGCUCAUGCUCUUCAUGAUGCCUCUUUUCAGGUUGUCCUUCUGGAAUCAAGGGAUCGAAUUGGUGGUCGGGUGUAUACUGAUUACUCUUUUGGUUUUCCUGUGGAUAUGGGUGCAUCAUGGUUGCAUGGUGUUUGCAAAGAGAAUCCAUUGGCACCAAUUAUUGGAAGACUGGGAUUACCACUCUACCGUACCAGCGGUGAUAACUCCGUGCUGUAUGACCAUGAUUUGGAAAGCUAUGCACUUUUUGAUAUGGAUGGGAAUCAAGUUCCACAAGAUCUAGUGACCAAGGUUGGCCAAGCAUUCGAGAGCAUUUUAACAGAGACAGAAAAAGUAAGAGCAGAGCAAAGUGAAGAUAUGUCUAUACGCCGUGCAUUUGAUAUUGUUUUUGAAAGGAGGCCCGAUCUCAGGCUAGAAGGACUGUCCUAUAAGGUACUGCAGUGGUACUUAUGUAGAAUGGAAGGUUGGUUUGCUGCAGAUGCAGAUACCAUCUCACUUAGAUGUUGGGAUCAGGAAGAACUUCUCCCUGGCGGUCAUGGACUUAUGGUCCGUGGUUAUCGCCCUGUUAUAAACACUCUUGCCAAAGGGCUGGACAUACGUUUGAACCAUAGGGUCACAAAAAUUGCCCGUCGUUACAAUGGAGUGAAAGUAACAGUUGAGGAUGGAAGAACAUUUGUAGCAGAUGCAGCUGUUAUUGCAGUUCCUCUUGGUGUUCUAAAAGCCAAGAGCAUAAAGUUUGAGCCAAAACUACCAGAUUGGAAAGAAGAUGCAAUCGCUGACCUUGGUGUUGGGAUAGAGAACAAGAUAGCAUUGCACUUUGACAAGGUUUUCUGGCCUAAUGUGGAGUUCCUGGGUGUGGUUGCUUUAACUUCUUACGAAUGCAGCUACUUCCUAAACCUCCAUAAAGCAACUGGACAUCCUGUCCUUGUUUAUAUGCCUGCAGGUCAACUCGCUCAAGACAUCGAGAAGAUGACAGAUGAGGCUGCUGCUAGUUUCGCUUUUAUGCAACUUAAGAAGAUCCUUCCAGAUGCUUCUGAGCCGAUUCAGUAUCUUGUUUCUCACUGGGGAACAGAUGCCAACUCACUUGGCUCCUACACCUAUGAUUUAGUUGGAAAACCACAUAACCUAUACGAGAGGGUACGGGUCCCUGUAGACAAUCUAUUCUUUGCCGGGGAGGCUACAAGUAUUAAUUAUCCAGGGUCCGUGCAUGGAGCAUACUCCACUGGACUGUUGGCUGCUGAGGACUGCAGGAUGCGUGUCUUGGAACGGUAUGGAGAGUUGGAUUUAUUGAACCCAAUCAUGGGCGAGGAUGUGUCGGUACCCUUGCUAAUCUCUCGCCUGUAACCAUUCCCAACCUUUUUUCUCCGUUGAUCUAUGUCAACAUAGGGUCUGGCUAACACGAUAUUGCCUUUGGAUUGGGUGCCACAUAGGAAAAUAAUCCGUUUUCCUUGGAUUUCUCAAGAUUGGGAUAAUGUGUUGGUCCUUUAUUGUGUGACAUAGCUGAGUUAGGGCUGUAGACAAUUGAUAUAUUUAUGUACUCAUUUUAGUUUGCCAAAGAGGGUGAGAACAUAGGACUUUUCAAUGCAUUCAUCGUAUGUAUAGACAUAGAUAUAGGUAUUAUAGGUUAUACCUGUAUGAGAAUAUACACGAAGACGAUGGGAAUGACAUUGGCAUAUGGACUUCAAAGAA